CAGGGAAUGGAGAGCAGAGCAUAUAUCUGAAGAUUAUGAUGGGGAGGAUUAAGACAUCGGGGUAUUUACUAUUGGUCUUAAUCGCUGAAGUAUGUUCAAAAUCAUUAGUGUUUGAAUUUGAGCAGGGUCUCUCUUACAGACUGGAACAAAAACAGGAAGAAAUCGCUUCUAAAUGUGGCUACGAAAGCUGCAAUCCAGUGAAGGAUGGGAUGAUCAAUGUACAUCUGGUUUCUCACACCCACGAUGACGUUGGCUGGCUAAAGACGGUGGAUCAGUAUUUUUAUGGAGAUCAUAAUGAGAUUCAACGAGCCGGUGUACAGUACAUACUGGACUCUGUCAUCCCUCAGUUACAAGACGAUCCUAACAAGCGCUUUAUCUAUGUGGAAGUUGCCUUCUUCAAACGCUGGUGGGAUCAGCAGCAUGACAGCCGCAGACAUCUUAUCAAAGGACUAGUCAACAAAGGUCAGCUGGAGUUUAUAUUAGGGGGCUGGUGCAUGAAUGAUGAAGCCUCCACUCAUUACAACGCCAUCAUUGACCAGCACACCCUGGGCUUCCGCUUCCUACAGGAGACGUUUGGGGAGUGUGCCCGACCCAGGGUGGCCUGGCAGAUUGACCCUUUUGGUCACUCCAGGGAACAAGCCUCUCUCUUUGCUCAGAUGGGAUUUGAUGGUUUGUUCUUUGGGAGGCUGGACUACCAGGAUAAGGCUACCAGGGAAAGUUCUAAAACCAUGGAGAUGGUGUGGAAGGGAAGUGCUAAUCUAGGUUCAGCUGCUAACCUCUUCACAGGAGCUCUACCUAAUGUCUACAAUCCUCCACCAGGCUUUUGUUUUGAUGAGAUCUGUAAUGAUGAACCAAUUAUGGAUGACAAGCGGCUUCAUGAUUACAAUGUCCCUGAAGUGGUAAAGGCAUUCCUGUUUGAAGUCCGCCAGCAGGCCAAAAGCUAUGCUACAGAUCACCUGAUCAUGACCAUGGGAUCAGAUUUCCAGUAUGGGAAUGCCAACAUGUGGUACAAGAAUCUAGAUAAACUCAUCAAAUAUGUAAAUGAGCAGCAAACAGUGAACAAUACCAAAGUGAACCUACUUUACUCCACUCCAUCCUGUUAUCUGAAACAACUAAACCUGGCAAACAAAACAUGGACUACCAAAAGUGAUGACUUCUUCCCUUACGCUCACCGAGCUCAUACUUUCUGGACAGGCUACUUUACUAGCAGAGCUGCUCUCAAGGGAUAUGUCAGGCAGACUAACAACUUCUUACAGGUUUGUAAACAGUUAGAUGCAUUGGCACUUCUGGAGGACACUGAACACAGCUCUGUCAGCAUCCAAGUUCUCAAGGAAGUUCUUGCCGUUGCUCAACAUCAUGAUGCUGUGUCGGGUACCGAGAAGCAAGCAGUGGCUUAUGACUAUGCUGAACGCCUUGCGAAUGGAAUUCUGGAGUGCCAGAAAACUGUAAAUGAUGCAUACAAGAAGUUGCUGAACACAUCAGCAGUUGUCCCCCCUGACCAGCUCUUCUGUGGUUUGAUGAACAUCAGUAGUUGUAAUGUUACUGAAGAUAACAAAAUGUUUGUGGUUGUGAUCUACAAUCCCAUUGGGCACCCUGUGGAUCAUUGGGUGCGGUUACCUGUCAUGGGCGGUUCUUAUCAAGUAACUGGUCCAGAUGGCAAGGCUGUUCAGACUCAGCUUGUUCCAGUCAGUAAAAGAACCAAACAGAUCCCAGAAAGACAUAGUCAUGCCACAAAUGAGCUAGUUUUCAAAGCUGCUGGAUUGCCUUCCCUUGGAUUUGCUACUUUCUUUGUGCAAAUUACAAAAAGUGAACCUGAGGAGAAACCAUCUGAACCAACAGAGCUGGCUGGAAACAUGACUAUAAAGAAUGAGCACAUUGCUCUCACAUUUGAUGCCAGUGGUAACCUGAGGAAAAUGUCAAACUUUGACAGCAAGAUUUCUCUCCCCUUGACCCAGCAGUUUGCAUACUACUCCUCAUUUCCUGGCAACAACACGUUCGCUGAGUUCCAGGCCUCUGGAGCUUAUGUCUUCAGGCCCACUGAGACAGAUCCAACAUUUCUCAAACCAACCAGAGUGCAGCGAACAAAGUUUGUGAAGGGUCAGCUGGUACAGGAGGUGGAGCAGAUCUUCAGCCCCUGGGUCAGUCAAGUGAUUCGUCUUUAUCAGGGGGCUCGUUACGCUGAGCUGGAAUGGACUGUGGGACCUAUACCUGUGCAAGAUGGAGUAGGUAAAGAAGUGAUCAGUCGCUUCCAGUCUGACCUCGCCACAGGCCAGGUGUUCUACACUGAUGCUAAUGGCAGGGAAAUGCUAGAGAGGAAAAUUGAUUAUCGCCCCUCCUGGAAGUUCAACCAAAGUGAACCUGUGGCUGGCAACUAUUACCCUAUCAACAGUAGAAUCUAUAUUAAGGAUACAGAUCGUAAGGUUCAACUGACAGUACUGACAGAUCGUUCCCAGGGGGGCACCAGCCUGAAGGAUGGACAGAUUGAGAUCAUGGUUCACAGACGAGUGUUGUAUGAUGAUUCCCUUGGGGUGGGGGAACCCCUGAAUGAGACAGGGUCUAAUGGCAAAGGACUGAUUGUUAGAGGUAAACAUUACCUGCUGCUGGAGACAAUGGAGAAGUCCCCAUCCUUACAUAGAGACAUGGCUCUCCAGCUCUACAUGGCACCCUCCCUCUCCUUUGUGGCUUCCAUGAAGCAGACAGACUGGAGCAAGAAGUUCAGAACAUUGUGGAGUGGGUUACAGCAUCCCCUACCCCCCAAUGUUCACAUGCUGUCCCUGGAGCAAUGGCAGGGUAACACCUACCUGGUCAGACUGGAGCACAUCUAUGAAAAGAAUGAGGACUCGGCCCUCUCCAAGCCUGUUAACAUGACCAUGAAGGAUUUGUUUUCAUCAUUCAAUGUUGAAAGUGCAGAAGAAUUGACAUUAGGUGCUAACCAGAAAACUGCUGAUGUCAGCAGACUGAAAUGGAAAAUAGCAGGAGAAACAGGAACUGAGGAGAUCAAGAAACAGGAGAGUUACCGUGAUACAAGGGAUGUAACUCUUACACCUAUGCAGAUCAGAACCUAUCAAGUGGCCUUCACGCCUAGAUGAACCUAGGUUGACAUAAUACCUAGAGGAUGCCCU
Molecule: messenger RNA, 3122 nt
Organism: Liolophura sinensis
Lineage: Eukaryota; Metazoa; Mollusca; Polyplacophora; Chitonida; Chitonidae
Product: lysosomal alpha-mannosidase-like
Biological process (GO): mannose metabolic process
Cellular component (GO): lysosome
Molecular function (GO): carbohydrate binding; alpha-mannosidase activity
Source: RefSeq, a predicted model, not a curated record